This is a messenger RNA of Fusarium graminearum PH-1, 339 nucleotides long. RefSeq lists its product as uncharacterized. The record is from RefSeq and is a predicted model, not a curated record. The transcript has a single exon. Bases 1 to 339 code for a protein of 112 amino acids. Lineage: Eukaryota; Fungi; Ascomycota; Sordariomycetes; Hypocreales; Nectriaceae.
AUGGCCGCACCUCCCACUCUGCCGGUGGUUGCCCCCUCAACUCAUGCAGUGAAACCUCAGAGCAGAAAGAGUACGGAACUACCCCUACCCAGCGUUACUGCUUCUAACAACCUCUCAGUUGAGGAUUUCAGGGAAGGGUACCCGAGGUUUACGUCGCUCAUCUCGUCGCAUGAUCCAUUCUUUUUGUUUCGACGGUUUGGCAGGCUGCGUGCUCGCCUUUUGUUGAUAAAGCAAGAUAAAUUGGCUGUUUUGGAUAUAACAUUUAUGUGGCACGGCCAAGUGAUUAAUAGCAAGAGCCCAGUGUACACGUCCAAGUUGAAAGCUAGAGGACAUCACUAA